This is a messenger RNA of Notothenia coriiceps (black rockcod), 903 nucleotides long. RefSeq names its product interleukin 12B 2 (gene il12b2). Lineage: Eukaryota; Metazoa; Chordata; Actinopteri; Perciformes; Nototheniidae. Bases 1 to 903 code for a protein of 300 amino acids. The transcript is spliced from 6 exons. The record is from RefSeq and is a predicted model, not a curated record. Gene Ontology annotation, molecular function: protein binding.
AUGAGUGGGCUUCUGUUCCUCAGCCUCACCGGAGCACAAGACCUCAAACUCUUUCCGGAACACUUUGUGGUGGCAAAAAAGAAUGAUGCAAAUCCAGUCACGCUGACCUGCCGUACCAAUAUCGAAGGAGAUGUCAGAUGGACAUUUCAGCUGGAGGAUGUCGACAUUGAGGAUAAUAUCCAGCAGAAUGGUCUGAAUCUCUCCGUGUCAGUGGUAGAUAUACCCAUGUUGGGAAAAUACAGCUGCUGGAGAGGAGAAGAAAUGUUAUCAUCAACCUAUCUGCUGCUGGAGGCUGAGGCGCCUGGUAAGAUGCUCCGGUUUCAAGAUUAUCUCUCUUGUCGGGCUAAGUCUUAUGACUGUAACUUCAGCUGUGUCUGGAUCGACAAACGACAAACCGCAGUGCGCCUUGGACAAACUGCAGUGCGCCUUGGACUGGGCCGUGAAUGCAGUGAAGGUGGGAAGACGUGUGAUUGGGUCAGCAGUGAUCAGCAAGAUGGGAGAUUCCAGUUUGAGCUGAACCACUCGUUCUCACCCUACACUGAGGAAAGCACCCAGCUGGAGGUCACCGUGGAGGCCAUCGUUGAAUUCUUCGUCCUCAGGAAGACCAAGAGAUUUUAUCUCAGAGACAUCAUUGAACCUGACAGUCCCAACAUCGUGAGGUGUCAGGAGGGGAAGGAGGACCUGACCAUUACCAUCGAUGCACCGUCCAGCUGGUCCACUCCGCACAGCUACUUCAGCCUGGAGCACCAAAUUGAAUACGUUUUAAAAGAUGAUGGCAAGAUUGGACGUUCUUCUUCUGUUCUGAUACCAAAGAGGAUCAGCAAGCUGAGGGUUCGCUCCAGAGACGCAAUGGUGCUCUCAGCCUGGAGCCAGUGGACUGCCUGGAAAAAUGUAACCUGUUGA